GCGGGCGGCCCGGGCUCCUCCUGCCCCGGUGCCGAGCCUUGUCUGCCGGCAUGUCCUCCAAGAAAAGCAGAGCGCGGCGGAGUCAGGACGCCGGCAGCGGCUCCCCCGCCGCCUCUCCCGGGCCCUCGCCCGCGGGCACGCCCGGCCCUGGCCCCGACCCCGGGGCCGGCUGCCUGGUCGUGGUGGAUUUGGUGGAAAGAGCAGAUGACCCUGUCCCACAAGCAUUCCAAAAUUUCUUUUCCCAACUCGGCCUCAACACGAUGAAAUCUGCCAACCUCUGUAUUGGCCGGCCAGCGCUGCUCACCAGUGGGGCUGGACAGCAAGAGGUCUGCACAGCGUGGCCUGUGGCAGGAUUUCCUGGGAGGAAGGUUGGCCUAAGUGAGGGGGUUCAGAGGAACUUGGGAGUGAAGCCUGGAGAUGGGGUCCUGGUGGAGCCUCUCACGGGGACCCUGGUCCCAGCUGAGAGAGUGGAGCUGGUGCUGAGUGACAGGGAUGCAGAAAUUAAUGAGGAAGAGCUGACUGCUUGUCUUCUGAGAAAAUUAGAUGGUAAAGUCGUGUUGCCCGGCAGUGUUCUGCAUUUCACUUUCUAUGGCAGACCAUGCCAGCUGAGAGUGACGUCCGUGAAGGGGGCCGACGGCCUCACCCUGGAAGGGGCUCCAAGGAGCUCGGCUGGUGAGAAGCAGGAGCCAGCCUCUGAGACGUCAGACCUUGAGGCCGCUGCCGGGGACUUGUCCUUAGAGCUGAGCCAGCUCAGCCUGGGAGACCCCCAGAGCGGAGUGUCCACCAGCACGCCAUGUAAACCCGGAGAGGGCAGCUGUGUCCAGAAGCCGGGAGAUACCUCCCUGGAGGCUGACCAGCGCCUCGGGGAAGGCGACGGCCUAGGAGAAGGCCCUGCUCUGGCCGAUGGCCGUGAUCCCGUCCUCGGAGAAGAGAGACUGCAGCCCCCAGCCCAAGUGGGAGCCCACCGCGGUGCCGACACCUUCUACUAUCUCUCUUCCACUACAAAAUUCAACUUUGUAAAGCCCCAGGCAGCCAUGGCAGAGGAUGACGGCCCUCGGAAAGUCACUUACGACCUCAUUGGAGGUUUGACCAGCCAAUUGAAAGCCAUCAGAGAAAUGAUUGAGCUACCCUUGAAGCGGCCAGAGCUGUUCAAGAGAUAUGGUAUCGCUCCCCCCAGAGGAGUGCUACUGUACGGCCCUCCCGGAACGGGGAAGACUGUGAUCGCCAGGGCCAUCGCCAAUGAAGUGGGAGCCCACCUUUCCGUCAUCAAUGGUCCUGAAGUCAUAAGCAAGUUUUACGGCGCUUCGGAAGCAAGACUGCGGCAGAUCUUUGCAGAAGCCACUUUGAGGCAGCCCUCGAUUAUUUUUAUUGACGAGCUGGAUGCCCUUUGUCCAAAGAGAGAAGGGUCUGAGAAUGAGGUCGAAAAGAGAGUUGUGGCUUCUCUCUUAACUCUGAUGGACGGUAUCGGUUCUGAGGGGAGUGAGGGGCGAGUUUUGGUCAUUGGGGCCACGAACCGCCCUCAUGCCUUGGAUUCAGCUCUCCGAAGGCCAGGCCGCUUUGAUAAGGAGAUUGAAAUUGGGGUCCCUAAUGCCCAGGACCGCUUGGACAUCCUCCAGAAGCUGCUCAGGGGGGUCCCACACAGCCUCCGAGAGGCAGAGUUGAUCCAGCUUGCAAACAGUGCUCAUGGCUAUGUGGGAGCUGACCUGAAGGCCUUGUGUAAUGAAGCAGGGCUGCGUGCGUGGCGGCGAGUCCAGAGGCAGCUGCCUGACCUUCCUGCCGGCGAGGGGGCAGAUGCGGUGAAGGUGACUCUCAGCGAUUUCCUGCAGGCCACGAAUGACGUCCGGCCCAGUGCCAUGAGGGAGGUGGCCAUCGACGUCCCCAGUGUAUCCUGGUCGGACAUCGGAGGGCUGGAAGACAUCAAAGUCAAACUGAAGCAAACUGUGGAAUGGCCUUUGAAGCAUCCGGAGGCCUUUGCCCGGAUGGGGGUUCAGCCGCCUACAGGAAUCCUUCUCUACGGGCCGGGGUGCUCUAAAACAAUGAUAGCCAAGGCCCUGGCCAGCGAAAGUGGGCUCAACUUCUUAGCCGUGAAGGGACCUGAAUUAAUGGAUAAAUAUGUUGGUCAGUCAGAACGUGCAGUCAGAGAGAUCUUCAGGAAAGCACGAGCAGUGGCCCCGUCAAUUCUUUUCUUCGAUGAGCUUGACGCCUUAGCGGUCGAAAGGGGCAGCUCUUCAGGUGCCGGAAAUGUAGCAGACCGUGUUCUGGCCCAGCUCUUAACAGAAAUGGAUGGGAUUGAACAGCUCAAAGAUGUGAUUAUUUUAGCAGCUACCAAUCGCCCAGAUAAGAUUGACAAGGAGAUGUCCCAAGAAUUUGGGGGUCAGAGAUAUUCUUAAAUGAGGAAUAAAACACCUUGCAGCUUCUGACUAGAGGGUUCCCUUCAGCGCCUGCUGGAGAACUUUCUUUCUUUCAUACAAAAAGCGUCACAGGCAGAAUAAAAACGCCUCGUGCCUUUGGAAGGUGGAACGGUCAGGGUGGCUGUUUGCCCGUACCGUGAGGUCACCAUCUUGUCCCAGGGUUUUCUGUGCAGACCAUUUCCUCCUCUGUUGACUGUCUCUGCCAGUCCUGAAAUGGGAGACUCGGACUUCCUUUGUCUUGUAAACACACACAGACGCCAAGCUGUGCACAUCCCCCUGAAACAUCCACACGGCAGUCCAGAAGGAAGAACUCCCAGAUCCCGACCAGGACAGAGACAAGACGUCUUCCUGGGUGACUGAGGGAAGCUGGGGAUCUCUCUUCCUAGAGACGUGGAGGAGGAAAAGACACAGCCCUGGCCCGCGGGAGAUGUCUGCCAACCUUUCCGGGUCUCCUGCAGGCGUGCUGCGUGGUCAUCUCACCCUUCCAGGCUUCGGUCUGGAGGCUGUGUCUGAGAUGCAAAAUGUUCUUCCACCUAUUCCUUAAAAACAAGGAAAAGGACUUUUUAUUGAUGCCGCUUCUCUUGGUCUCUGAUAAGAGACCACCCCUGCUCAUACCCCCUGGCAACGCCUAUCUAAAAUGA
Phascolarctos cinereus (koala) is the source of this 3052-nucleotide messenger RNA. The record is from RefSeq and is a predicted model, not a curated record. Lineage: Eukaryota; Metazoa; Chordata; Mammalia; Diprotodontia; Phascolarctidae.